AUGGGGAAGCUCUUCCUCCCAGUGAAGCGCAAUGUGCCCCCGGCCUCGAUUUUGGGGAUUCUUGAGAGGUUUGGAGAUGGAUUUAUCGUCCAGGAGGAGCUGCGAGAUCGGGCGGAGGCCCGGCCACUCGAGCAGCGCCUCCAGCUUCUCAAGGACACGCUCCGGAUCAAGAGAACAGUGGCUCUGCUCGAGCGAUGGGAGCUUCAAGCGCUGGAUCCUCUGCUGUAUCGCGCGUUCAUGAGGCUGUGCGCCAGAUCAAAGGCGCUGGAGGAGGGCCAGCGGAUUCACGCGCAUCUAGCUUCUCGCGGCUACUCUGGUCACCGAUUCCUGGCCAGCGAGCUCGUGAUCAUGUAUGGGAGAUGCGAGCGCCUGGAUCUUGCGAAGAUCGCUUUCGAGAGCAUCAAGGAUCCCGACACGUGGUCCUACAAUUGCUUGCUCGCGGCGCUGACGAGCAACGGGCAUCUCCACCCGGCGAUCGAGCUGUUCGAGCGCAUUCCAGAUCGGGAUAUUGUCUCUUGGAACACCAUGCUCCAGGCGUUCGUGAGGCUAGGGUUCUUCCAAGAAGCGCGGGAUCUCUUCCUCGAGAUGCCGGACCGCAAUGCCGUGUCAUGGACGAUCAUGCUCACGGUGUACGCGCGGAACCAGCGGUUUGACGAAGCCAUGGAGUUCCUGGAUGCGAUGCCGGAUAGGAAUGCCGUGUCUUGGAAUGUGAUGAUCGCGGCUUUCGGCCACAGCGGCGAUGGGAAUCUCGACAUGCCGAUUGAGAUUUUCAGGAUGAUGCUGCUCGAUGGAGUUCCUCCAAUGAUCGGUACGUUCGUCACGAUUUUCGGUGUUCUUGGAUUGCUGAUGGAUGUGAAGCUUGGCAGCGAGAUCCAUGGUCUUAUUCUUGAGAGGGGCCUCGGCGCCAACCUCCAUGUCAUGAACGCGGUGCUUAGAAUGUACACGGCGUGCCAGAGCUUGGAAGAUUGCGAGAGAACGCUGGAAUCUAUGGAAGCCAGGGACACGGUAACUUGGAGCUUGAUGAUCACUGCUUACUCCCGCGAUGGAGAUAUUGGCAGAGCUGUGAGAGUGUUCCAGGAGAUGGUGUCUAGAGACGAGAUUGCAGUGAGCUCCAUGGUCGUGGCGUAUGCCCAGCACGGGUAUCUGGAUCAAGCCCGGAUUCUCUUUGAGGAUUUGCCAGAGAAAGAACACCAAGUGAGCGGUGAGUUGAUCAGAGCCUAUGGUGCUACUGGUGAUCUCGUUGGUGCUGAGGCCUUGUUUGAUUCUUUGCAGCAUCGCGACGAGCGCUCCUGGAACUCUAUGGUUUUUGCGUAUGCUCGGUGCGGGCAUGCUGGAGAUGGCAUCACUUUCCUCGCCGCGAUGGUGCUCGAAGGAUUCCAGCCCAGCGACGAAGCUCUCACUGCGAUUUUCCGAGCGUGCUCCAACAGCGCGGAAGGAUUCUCUCGAGGCAGAAGCUCUCGGGAUGUUCUCGGCGCAGGGAAGUCUUGCGGAGACGUGCUGGGUGUUUUCGGAGAUGAGUGCUCGAAGCACUGCUGCCUGGAACAUUAUCAUCGCCAGGGAGGGAUUUUUACCCGACGAUUCAACGUUUCUCAGCGUUCUUCCGCGGAAAAGUCCCGAAGAGUGUGGAAAAAUCCUUGCCUUGAUGGUCGAGAGCUUUAACAUCGAGCCAAGGCUGGAACACUACGCUUGUCUUGCGGACUCGCUACGAUAUGCCGG
This is a messenger RNA of Selaginella moellendorffii, 1716 nucleotides long. Its product is annotated as pentatricopeptide repeat-containing protein At4g02750. Gene Ontology annotation, biological process: RNA modification. NCBI's taxonomy places the organism in Eukaryota, Viridiplantae, Streptophyta, Lycopodiopsida, Selaginellales, Selaginellaceae. The transcript is spliced from 3 exons. Gene Ontology annotation, molecular function: protein binding; RNA binding. The coding region runs from base 1 to 1659 and encodes 552 amino acids. The record is from RefSeq and is a predicted model, not a curated record.